AUGGGAAACAAAACUUCUCCAAUGGAAUUUAUCCUCAGUGACUUGGCAGAAAAACCCAUUCUUCAGAUGUUAUGCUUUCCUGUAUUUUUUACUAUCUACCUCAUUGGGUCUGUGGGAAACAUGAUGAUUAUAACUAUCAUACUCAAGGCACCUCAUCUCUGGACUCCCAUGUACUUUUUUAUAGUGAACUUGGCUGGUUUGGACAUGUGUUAUAUCUCAACCAUUGUUCCUAACUUACUAGUAAACUCAUUAAGACAAAGAAAAACAAUAUCUUAUGAGGGUUGUGUGGUACAGUUAUACGUCUUUCUCAUGAUGGCAUCUACAGAGUCUUGUCUUCUUGCAGCUAUGUCUUACGAUAGAUAUGUAGCUAUAUGUCACCCUUUACGAUACACUGUCAUUAUCAAUAGAGAUGUUUGUUUACAACUUAAUGUAAGUUCAUGGAUUAUUGGCAUAAUUUAUUCCUCGAUUCACACCUCAAACACAUUUCAACUACAUUUCUGCAGGUCAAAUGUUAUUGACCACUUCUUCUGUGACAUUCCACCUUUACUGAAGAUUGCAUGUUCUGACACCAGAUUUAAUAAAAUCAUGGUUUAUGGAGUAGGAGCAGUCUUGAUCUUACCGUGUUUCCCUUUAAUAAUAGUUUCAUAUAUAUAUAUCAUACAUGAUGUAUUGAGAAUUCCUUCUGCUACCGGACGAAGAAAAACAUUUUCCACCUGUGUUUCUCACUUAAUGGCAGUUGGCUUAUUUUAUUUGACUGGCAGCUCAGUGUAUUUACAACCUUUAUCGACUACCACUACUCAACAGCAGGACAAAGUCAGUGCAGUUUUCUACACUAUAUUGGUACCAAUGGCAAAUCCUAUUAUAUACAGUUUGAGAAACAAAGACUUAAAAGAAUCGAUAAGUAAAAUGAUGACAACUAAAUUUCACUAA
This is a messenger RNA of Pelobates fuscus (common spadefoot toad), 930 nucleotides long. RefSeq names its product olfactory receptor 5I1-like. The record is from RefSeq and is a predicted model, not a curated record. Lineage: Eukaryota; Metazoa; Chordata; Amphibia; Anura; Pelobatidae. Gene Ontology annotation, cellular component: membrane. The transcript has a single exon. Bases 1 to 930 code for a protein of 309 amino acids. Gene Ontology annotation, biological process: G protein-coupled receptor signaling pathway. Gene Ontology annotation, molecular function: G protein-coupled receptor activity; olfactory receptor activity; odorant binding.